AAAACGAAAAAGAUAUAUAUCAGAUAUGUAAUCAUUAUGAUAAAGAUAGUGGUUUGAGAUAUCACGAAAUAACUAAAGUUUUAUUCAGUAAACAGAAAAAUGAAGAUACCAAUGAAGAUUUUUUAAAUUUUUAUUUAGAAAAACCU
Messenger RNA from Dentiscutata erythropus, 146 nucleotides. NCBI's taxonomy places the organism in Eukaryota, Fungi, Glomeromycota, Glomeromycetes, Diversisporales, Gigasporaceae. The record is from the annotation of a GenBank genome assembly.